GAGAACGGCGGCGGCGACACGUACGAGUACCAGGCUGAGGUGAACCGACUGCUCGACCUCAUCGUCAACUCGCUCUACAGCAACCGCGACGUGUUCCUUCGCGAGCUCGUCUCGAACGCGUCAGACGCGCUCGAUAAGCUCCGCUUCGCCGCGGUGAGCGACCCGUCCGUCAUGAGCGCGAGCGCGGACAUGAAGAUCAAGAUCAAGGGCGACAAGGAGAACAAUCUCCUCGUCGUCGAGGACACCGGAAUCGGGAUGACCCGCGACGACCUCGUCUCGAGCCUAGGCGCACGGACGAUCGCGCGCUCGGGCACUGCGAAAUUCAUGGAGAUGCUGCAGUCGAAGUCCGACGGUGAAAAUUUGAUCGGAAAAUUCGGCGUCGGGUUUUACUCCGCGUUUCUCGUCGCGGACAAGAUCACGGUCAGCUCGAAGAACGCGGCGGACGACAAGGCGUGGACGUGGGAGUCCGAGAUCGGCGCGAGCUCGUACACGAUUCGCGAGGCCCCCCCCCCUCGCGAAACCGACCGACCCAACCCGCAGGCUUCGCUGACGCGCGGAACGAAGAUCACGCUGCACCUGAAAGACGGCGCGGAGGAGUUCGCGUCCGACGCGAAGAUCACGUCCCUCGUUCAGACGUACAGCGAGUUCAUCUCGUUCCCGAUUGAAGUCUUCGCGACGAAGAGCGUCCCGAAAGAGGUGGAGGACGCGGAGAAAACCGCGGAGGCGAUGGAGGCGUACAACAAGAAAAAAAUCGAAGCCGAGGCGAAGGGCGAGGCGUUCGAGGAAGAGGCCCCGGAGGCGGUGAUGAAGACGGAGUACGAAGACGUCCAGGAGUGGACGGUCACGAACAACGACAAACCGAUCUGGGUGAAGUCCCCGAAGGACGUCGAGAAGGAGUCUUACGACACGUUCUUCAAGACGACGUUUAAGGAGUUUUUGGACCCUCUCGCGGUGAACCACUUCGCCGUGGAGGGCGACAUCGAGUUCCGUUCCAUCCUGUUCGUGCCCGGGAUGGCGCCGUUCGAGCAGCAGGACAUGAUGGCGAAGUCGAAAGCGAUCAAGCUGUACGUUAGAAGAGUGUUCAUCUCGGACGAAUUUGACGACUCUUUGCUGCCGCGGUAUCUCACGUUCGUGAAGGGCGUCGUGGACAGCAACGACUUGCCGUUGAACGUGUCUCGUGAGAUUUUGCAAGAGAGCCGCGUCGUUCGCGUCAUGCGCAAGCGCCUCGUGCGGAAGACGCUCGACAUGUUGAAAGAUAUCUCCAAGCGCGACAACGAUGAUUACGACACGUUCUGGGACGCGUUUGGGAGGAACCUCAAGCUCGGCGUGAUCGAAGACGCCGCAAACCGCGAGGUGCUCGCGCCGCUUCUCAGGUUCCAAUCGUCGAAGACGGAGAAAGGGAAGAGCCGCGGCCUGGACGCGUACGUCGAGGACAUGCCGGAGGGGCAAAACUCGAUCUACUACGUCGCCGCGGACACGCGCGAAGCGGCGGAAAACUCGCCGUUCUUGGAGCAGCUCACGAAGAAGGGCUUUGAGGUUUUGUUCCUGAUCGACCCGAUCGACGAGGUCACGAUGACGAACCUCGCGUCGUUUAAAGAAAAGACGCUCGUGGACAUCUCCAAGGAAGAUUUGGACCUCGGCGAGGACAGCGACGAGGAGAAGGCGAAAAUCAAGGAGAUCGAGGAGGAGUACGCCGCGUUCACGGCGUGGAUGAAAACCUCGCUCGGGGACAAGGUCGAGAAGGUGAUCGUCUCAAAGCGGCUCGCCGGGACACCGUGCAUCCUCGUCACGUCCAAAUUUGGCUGGUCCGCGAACAUGGAGCGCAUCAUGAAAGCGCAGGCGAUGGGCGACUCGCGAGCGAGCGAAUACAUGAAGGGCAAGAAGACGAUGGAGAUCAACCCAACGAGUGCGGUGAUUCUCGAUCUGAAGAAGAAGCAGGAAGCCGGCGACGCGAGCGCGGCGACGACCGCGGAGCUCCUCUUCGACACUGCGAUGCUGACGUCCGGGUUCACGAUUGAGCAGCCCGCGGAUUUCGCGGCGAAGAUCUUCGCGCUCAUGGGUGAGGCUGUCGGCGACAAGAGCACCGCCGACGCGUCCGGCGGGUUCGUCCCCGAGACGAAGAAGAAGAAGGAGGAGACGAAGAAGAAGGACGACGAAGACGACGCGGCGGAGUCUGUCGACGCGGAGAUCGUGUGA
Molecule: messenger RNA, 2196 nt
Organism: Micromonas pusilla CCMP1545
Lineage: Eukaryota; Viridiplantae; Chlorophyta; Mamiellophyceae; Mamiellales; Mamiellaceae
Exons: 6
Biological process (GO): protein stabilization; cellular response to heat; protein folding
Cellular component (GO): perinuclear region of cytoplasm; cytosol; protein-containing complex
Molecular function (GO): ATP-dependent protein folding chaperone; ATP hydrolysis activity; ATP binding
Source: RefSeq, a predicted model, not a curated record